Molecule: messenger RNA, 1377 nt
Organism: Cladophialophora yegresii CBS 114405
Lineage: Eukaryota; Fungi; Ascomycota; Eurotiomycetes; Chaetothyriales; Herpotrichiellaceae
Exons: 1
Coding region: 1-1377 (458 amino acids)
Source: RefSeq, a predicted model, not a curated record
AUGCCCAUUACUUUCCGCUCUCUCAGUUCCGUCGACAGUGCCCCCGGCAGCCCACAGAGUGGCACACUAUCGACGCCCCCAGUGCCUCACAGAGGCUACAAGGAAGUUCCAUACAGACCACCAGGCAACGAUCAUGUCAGCUUAAGCAUGAAACACAGCAAUCACCGGCACGACCCGCACAAUGCGUCCUCGCGGACGGCUGCUGCCGUCAAAACAGAAAGUCGCAGGCGCAGGAACCAACCAACUGGUUCCCGGUCCCGGACGCGCAGUUGUUCAUCGUCAACUGUGCAGCCUCGAUUUGACGAGGGUACAGUUGAAACAUUUGGGGAUGCACCUGAAAGCCCACCAUCAAGAGCAAGACGGUGGACAAUAUCCUCCAAAGCCGCCGCGACCCGCGGACUUGCCACUCUUGUGCCGGCCAAUGACACACCCGACAGAGGGAAUGCAGACAGCCAUUCCAACACCUAUGAGAACCAAAGCCCAGCAAUGAUCACUCUGCGGCGGGCAACUACAGCCAGCCCACAAAGACAAACGACAACGCUAACCUCAUUCCCACCACCCAAGUUCAGUCGCGACAGUAAUGGACUCCUAUCCUCGUUUCUUAACACGAUCGCGAGCUACAGCGACACGCCUGUCUACGCGCUUGAGGAGUCGGGGCUGACGAAGCAGGUCGCACAGAGUUCACGAAGACCCUCGACAUCAAGCACAAACGACGAAGUCCGCCCUUCAACGGGCGCUCUCGCACCACCUGUGCAUACCGAGGUGGUAGCGCUAGAACCGCGCCUAUCGAUAUCCAGAUCGAAUCAGUCCGCCAGCUCAAUGCGCCGGUGCUCCACUCGCUACAUCUCGGAGAAUGCGGUAUAUGAGAUUAUCUGGGACGAGAAUCUGAGUUCCUCUGCCAGCUCGGAAGGCGGGAACCCCAGCCCUCGUGGCAGAGGCUCCAGCCUGCAGACCCGGGGACUUGCCGGAACAGAAACACUGGAGAGACGACUGUCCAAUGCUCUUUCACGCACAGAGCGAGCCUCUACGGAUGAAGGCCGGAGUAGAAGGACAAGCUAUGUGCCCGGCAUGGAAUUGUCCUUGCAGAGCAUCUGGACCAACCCCAAAAUUGCUCGGCUAUUUCGGGAGCCAGCAUCCGAAAGGCUACCGCGUUCUAAAUCCUCGACAAAGACAAGCAAUGUGUUCGCUUCAUUGUCAACGGACGUGGGCUCGAGCCAAGCUCUCUCACGGUCCUUCCCCAAUCGCGUUGAGUUCUUCCCUUCUUUCAGAAGUCGAGCGAACACGAAUGGCGGUGGGCAUGGGGUGAAUUUGAUGUAUGGACCAGCGCAGGAUGAUUCGCAGGGAGAUACACAAGCGGACCAGAAUGCCUUCAGUUAA